This is a messenger RNA of Cotesia congregata, 369 nucleotides long. NCBI's taxonomy places the organism in Eukaryota, Metazoa, Arthropoda, Insecta, Hymenoptera, Braconidae. The record is from the annotation of a GenBank genome assembly.
AUGUCAGAUCACACGCCAGCUCCAUAUAGACCAAGAUCAGUGUAUGGAUAUGCUCUGUUUAUUGGAUCAAAUAUAGUAUUUUUCUUGUACAUCAUUUGGGCUGUAGUGCCAGAUGAAAUCUUACAUGAUCGUUUAGGCCUUACAUAUUGGCCUCUUAAAUAUUGGGCUGUAGCCAUUCCAAUAUGGAUUUUAACUGCAAUUGCAGUUUUUGCAUUUAUCAUAUAUCCAGCUAUCAAUUUAUUGAUGACACCAGACAUCGACGAUGUGAGAACAAUUAAGGACCAAUACUCACUUGUACAAAAUAUAAAUAUUCCAGGAAUAUUUCAUUCUAGACUAUUUAAAAACGUUAGCAUAAUAUUAAAAAUUUAA